Molecule: messenger RNA, 2639 nt
Organism: Lymnaea stagnalis (great pond snail)
Lineage: Eukaryota; Metazoa; Mollusca; Gastropoda; Lymnaeidae
Source: the annotation of a GenBank genome assembly
AAUACAAAUCCACUUCCUUUUUCUUGUUUUGUAUUUCAACACAGGUAGCAAAUUUUAUCAUGUAUAAUUAUAUCGUCGAAUCCUAUUAAAAUUAACGUUAAUCAAUUGUUUUAAAAUGCAAUAGUUAAUAAGAAUUGUUGAUUAUGUAAUGUUCCCAUGCAUCUUACUCUUAUAGGAGGCUUAACUUUUAAUAAACUCUCCCUUAAAUGUUUUACUAUCGGUAACUGGAAUUAGGAGUUUAGUGUGACAGAUUUUGUUUUGGGACAAACAAAUCGUCUAAAACAUUAAAUUCGUGUCUUUUUAGUAGUGAAGGAAUUUAAAUUCACAGCAAAACAUUAUUAAAUGACAUCCCUAGAAAUAUGAUUACAAUUUUCAAGCCAAGUCAUAAAGAUUAAGUGUAAAUAGUUCUGAUUACACUGAUCCAUUUCUAGUCUCUAAAGCCACACUUAAAAAUUCAAAGGCCUAACAAUGGUUAGUUUAGUAGGUACUAGUUUAUUAUUUCAGUUAGGGUCCAUAGUACAGUGAAAACAAAAUUGCAGCGCCAUGUCGUUGAAAUUAAGCUAUUCAUUCACAAUCUGUCUGUGAUAGGUGGCAUCACACUGGUCCCUGUCGUGCCAUUAUAUCUCAUCCAUGGUCCAUGUAGAUUUAAUUUAGUAUUUUAGUCCUCUUCCUCAUACAUGAAAAAUAUGAGGGCAAUCAUGUCUUAAAAUCCUAAUCCUGUCAUCUUGCCUAGCAACACACAAUAUUGGUUUAUUCAUCUCUUCUCUGUGCAAGUCCAAUAAUUACUUACAGGUCUGCAUGAAUUAUGUGAUUUUGCCUGUUACCCUGUUAUGGUUUCAAUAAGUCUAAAAAAGUUUUGUUUAAACCAAUAAACCAUAAGAAAUCACUAAAAUCUUAGCUUAUGGGUCUACAAAUUUGCAAUUAUAAUUAUAUCAUGCUCUACUUUUUUUAACAGAUCACCAAGAAUGGCGAUCAGACCCUUAAUCAAGCCUAACAUUGUGAAGAAAAGGGCCAAAAAGUUCAUCCGUCAUCAAUCAGACAGAUAUGGAAAAGUCAAGGUAAAACUAACAUCAAUACCGAUAACCUGUUCAUUGCUAUGAAAAAUAAACAUUUUUAAAAUUGAAAGCUUUUUUUUUUUGUAGGCAUUAACUAGAUAUUUGUAAAGUUUACUGUUACUGAUGAGCAAAGUUUUUUUGUUUGUAUAGGCUAACUGGCGUAGACCCAAGGGUAUUGACAACAGAGUAAGGAGGAGGUUCAAGGGUCAAUACAAGAUGCCCAACAUUGGUUAUGGUACCUGGAAAAAGUGCAAGCACAUCUGCCCUGAUGGGUUCAAGAAAUUUUUGGUACACAAUGUCAGGGUAUGUAAAUCUUUUUUUUACACAUUCUAUAAGCUGAAAGCAGGUGCAAAAUUAAACUUAACCACUUCAUUACUGCAGGGUUUUGGGGCAUAGAUUUUUGCUGACUCAGCAACAAAAGCUUGAACGAUGAAAUUUUAGGUAUAUUUCAUUCUCUAUCCCAUUUGCUUUUUUUUAAAGUUCUCUAUAGUUAACGAAUAAGGAAAUAUAUAGCAUUGAAAUUUGACAAUAUGACGUCCUUGGUAAUUUUAAGUGGGUGACAGUGACGUCGCAUCGACGUCAUCGGUAAUGAAGUGUUUAAUAACUUUCACUUGGUGGCUGUAUAAUGCAAUGGUAGUACAUCGGCCUCAUAACCUAGUACAAAAGCCAGGUGUCUCAGUGAACGUUCAGUGUGCAUCUCUCAGUAUCAAUUAUAAAAGUGUGCAGAAAAAGUAUACUUAAAGUCUCUUAGUGUAUGUUUGUUGCUGAUAGAGGCUAAAUCAGAAAGUUUGAACAUUGACUGGAUUAUUUUGUUCUUAGAGCAUAUGAGCUGGUAUGAGUUUAAGAAAGUUUUGAACAUUGACUGGAUUAUUUUGUUCUUAGAGCAUAUGAGCUGGUAUGAGUUUAAAAAGUUACUGGAUCCAAUUUCCCAUUAAAAACGUUACAUAAAACUUGACAUCCGUUUUUUUUCAGGAGUUGGAAGUAUUGCUGAUGCAGAACCGUACAUUUUCAGCUGAGAUCGCACAUAAUGUCUCCAGCAAGAAGCGUAAAGACAUUGUUGAACGUGCCCAACAGUUGGCCAUCAAAGUGACAAAUCCUAAUGCCCGCCUCAGAUCCAAGGAGGAUGAAUAAGCUGUGUCUUGUUAAUUUGUGUAAUAAAUUAUAAAACUAAAUUUAAAGUUUUAAGCAUUUUCAUUUUUUUUUAAAUUGUUGUAUAUACCGGUACUGGUACUUAGAUUUGUCAAGUUAAAUCAUGCAUUAUUUACACUGUAAACUCUUGAGACCAAGGGCCUCAUAGUGUCAAUGUAAUUUCAGAGAAGGGGAGGGGGGUUGUCAGUAUUAUUUCAGAAAAUUGGGGUGAGUGCAGGCUGCUUUGUCUUAAAGAUCUUAUACAGUAGCUAAGAGAAACAAAAGAACAAGACACAUAAAUUGAACAAGCAACCAAUUAUAUGGGAUUUAGUAAUAAGCAAGUAAGGAAAAAUAUUAAAGGAUGAAGAAAUAGUGUCAGUAACUUUUUAUCACUAAUUAUUACUGGUAUCUUUUAAGACCCAAAGUGAGUCCAGUAGGGAAUAAAUCUCACUCAUG